AUGCACGGAGGGCGGAGCCGCGGCCCGGGGACGCGACGCGAACCCAGUUCCGGCGAGGAGGCCGCGCCAGUGACAGCGAUGGCGGCGGAGUCGGCGCUCCAAGUUGUGGAGAAGCUGCAGGCGCGCCUGGCCGCAAACCCGGACCCCAAGAAGCUAUUGAAAUAUUUGAAGAAACUCUCCACGUUGCCUAUUACAGUAGACAUUCUUGCGGAGACUGGGGUCGGGAAAACAGUAAACAGCUUGCGAAAACAUGAGCAUGUAGGAAACUUUGCCAGAGAUUUAGUGGCCCAGUGGAAGAAGUUGGUUCCUGUUGAAAGGAACACUGAGCCUGAUGAACAGGACUUUGAGAAGAGUAAUUCCCGAAAGCGCCCCAGGGAUGCUCUUCAGAAGGAGGAGGAGAUGGAGGUGGACUACCAAGAAAACUGGAAAGCCUCUAGUAGCCGAUCCUACAGCCCUGACCACAGACAGAAAAAACACAGAAAACUCUCAGAGCUUGAGAGACCUCACAAAGUCUCUUACAGUCAUGAGAGGCAAGACGAGAGAAAGAGAUGCAACAGGGUCUCACCAGCUUACUCUUCAGACCACGAAUCUUCUGAUUAUGGCCAUGUUCAGUCUCCUCCGUCUUCUACCAGUCCUCAGAUGUGUGUGGACCACUACAGAUCCCCAGAGGAGGACCACGAGCCCAUUGUUCUACACCAGAAGCCUGGAAAAGGCCACAGUAAUGCCUUUCAGGACAGACUGGGGGUCAGUCAAGAACGACACCUGGGUGAACCCCAGAGUAAAGGGGUGGUGAGUCAAAGCAAGGAGCACAAAUCUUCCCACAAGGAAAAACGCCUGUUGGAUGCCAAGGGAGAUGAGAAGUCCUCCGCUGUGAGCAGAGAGAAAUCACACAAGGCUGUUUCCAAAGAGGAAAACCGAAGGCCGCUCUCAGGUGAUAGCACAAAGGAGAAGCCACCCCCUAGUGGUGCCAAGAAAGAGAGGGAAAGAGAGGGCAGCAGCAUCAAGAAGAAGUCUUUACCCCCCUUGGAGGUUGCUUCAGAUAACCACCUUAAAAAGCCAAAGCACAAAGACUCAGAGAAAACCAAAUCAGACAAAAAUAAGCAAGGUUUAGACAGCUUAGACAUAGGAAAGGGGGCAGGAGACCUAGUGCCCAAGGUAAAAGAGAAGGUUUCCAACAGUCUAAAGUCUCAAGAAGGGAAACUGAAAACUUCCAGUCUGGAUAGAAAGUCAGCAGGCUCCCUCCCCAAAGCUGAGGAGGCAGAUAUGGAUGACGAAUUCGAGCAGCCCACCAUGUCUUUUGAGUCAUACCUCAGCUAUGACCAGCCCCGGAAGAAAAAGAAAAAGAUCGUGAAAACUUCAGCCACUGCACUUGGAGAAAAAGGACUUAAAAAAAGUGACUCUAAAAGCACUAGUAAAAACCUGGACUCCGUUCGGAAACUACCUAAGAUGAAUGAAAGCAAAUCAGAGAAAUUGCAGCCGUCUGGAGCCGACUCAGCCAAGCUGAAAAAGGUCCCCACCGAUAUAUUGCCAGUGUUGCCAGACCUCCCAUUACCCAUGAUACAGGCCAAUUACCGUCCACUUCCUUCCUUUGAAUUGUUAUCCUCCUUGCAAACAAAGCGAAAAGCACUCUCUUCACCCCAGGAAGAGGAAGAAGCUGGAUUCACUGGACGCAGAAUGAAUUCUAAGAUGCAGGUGUAUUCUGGUUCCAAGUGUGCUUAUCUCCCCAAAAUGAUGACCUUGCACCAGCAGUGCAUCCGCGUACUGAAAAACAACAUCGAUUCAAUCUUUGAAGUGGGAGGAGUCCCAUAUUCUGUUCUUGAACCCGUUUUAGAGAGGUGUACACCUGAACAGCUGUAUCGCAUUGAGGAGUACAAUCAUGUAUUAAUUGAAGAAACAGAUCAGUUAUGGAAAACUCACUGUCACCGAGACUUUAAGGAAGAAAGGCCAGAAGAGUAUGAGUCGUGGCGGGAGAUGUACCUGCGGCUGCAGGAUGCCCGAGAGCAGCGGUUACGAGUACUGACAAAGAAUAUCCGGUCUGCACAUGCCAAUAGGCCCAAAGGCCGACAAGCAAAGAUGGCCUUUGUCAACUCUGUGGCCAAGCCGCCUCGUGACGUCCGAAGGAGGCAGGAAAAAUUCGGAACAGGGGGAGCAGCUGUCCCUGAGAGAGUCAAGAUCAAGUCUGACCUGUAUGCCACAGGAAGCAGCCACACUCCCUCCAGCAGUGGCAGCAGCAACAGCUUUAACCCCUCCACUGAGGAGCCAGCCUACGACGGCCCGAGCACCAGCAGUGCCCACUUGGCGCCGGUGGUCAGCAGCUCUGUCUCCUAUGAUCCUAGGAAACCGGCUGUGAAGAAAAUUGCCCCGAUGAUGGCCAAGACAAUUAAAGCUUUCAAGAACAGAUUCUCCCGACGAUAGACUGAGGACUUGCCUGGGAGACGGAACUGGGGGGGAGGAGGGGGGAUACAAGGGCAGUGGAAGUUGAGGAAUGGAACUUCCCAAGACGACCAGAAUCUUUUUGUUCUGUGGAACCUUUUGGUCUUGGAUCCUGCAGUUUCCAGGUGCUGCACUUAUGAACCUGUGUGCCACAGCCACUGCCUCCCUGCCUGGAGAACCCUUCAGAAUUCUGAAGAAGAUGUGAAGCCUCAGUCUGACUGAGGAUUUUAAGGUUUAAGGUCAAUUAUACUUUUGUUGUUAACUAGCCUCUUUGUAAAGUAUAAGACAUAGUUUUAAUUAAUAAAUAUUGUCCCCAGAUUGUAUUUAUAUUACCCCCAGUAUUUUUUUUGGGGUCCUCUACCAAACAGUUUUUACUUUCAGAGGCCUUCAUUAAAUUUAGGACAAAAGCUUGGGGAAAGCCAUUCGUGUCUCAGUUCAGCUCUCCUGAGUGAACUCAGGUCCAGAGGGAGAGCUGGGCAUCCCCAGAGCCUGCGUGGUGCCUGCUGCGCUCGGUGAGGACCGGGUCCAGAACUGCCCUGGAGGGGGGCGGGGCGUGUUGGACCCCUCACCUCAGAGGCCCUUCUCAGUGUUGCUUGGAGUUCCUAUGCAGGUGCAUCUCUUACUCAUCAACUAGUAUUUAUUAAGGGAGGUUUGUUUGUAAAGGUCGAGAGUCUACCAUCCUUUUUUUUUUUUUUUUUUGAGGCCCACUGGAGGACACAGAAUCUGUGGGAGACUGGUUUGCACAGAACCCCAGCAUUUUUACAAUUUCCAGUUUUUGCCUCAAGAUUUUAGGUUUCUUUUCCCCUUCCCUAUUCUUCCUUCUCCCCACUAGCAUGGGGAAAAAAACAGAUACAUGGCAGUGCUUCUUGUGGCUCCAAAUAAGACUUUAGAGUUGUAAAAACCAGCACUUCAAUCUCUUGUUCCCUGUGAAUUAACUGCUACCAGAAGUGAAUGGUUUUAGAAGUUGUAAUGCUACAUUGGAAAUUGGUUUUGUUUUGCCUUUUUUAAAAAAGGUAAGAUCAUGUGAUUGGAAGAGCACAACAAUUUGCUAUGUUUUUUAGACAGCUGAAGCUCUCUCUGCCCUUUGAGCAAUCAAGGCAGAAUUUGGAAGGAAGGGCCAAGCAGGGAAAGUGUCUGAGCUGCAGUGUCAGGGUGGGUGGAAACCGCAAGGGCGUUGCAUUUGGGAAGGGAGAAUCUCGCUUUUCAGUUGACAUGGGAGCAAGAUCAGGAUGGGGAGGGCAGUGCCGGUACCCUCCGUGGCUGUUGAAGAACACGGGUUUAGUAGGAAUCCACUCGAUUGUGACCCAAGUUGGAGUAAAUGCUAUAAUUUGAGAUGCCCGUGCUUAGAGGCAGAGUGAGGGGUGGUUAGUGCGGCAGUCCGAAGAGCUUUCGCAAAGCCCAGAGUACAGGCUCCCUAUUUUUAAACCUCCUGGAGACCUCAGAUAGGCUAACGUUGAAGAUUCCAAGCAGCGCAGGGAAUCUUCUGUGAGUGUGUUUCUGAAGGGUGCCAGAGCUCUGCGUCACAGUGCACAGUGCCAGCGGGACACAGAUUGCUGUGUUUUAAUUUGCAUUCUGCAUUUUUGAAUCGGGUAAAGCAUUAUUUCUCUUGAUCGCUUGUAUUACCAUCCCACCCUUGUCCCACAUCUUGCUCCCCAAAUCUGAUACUAGGAAGCCUCUUACCUGAAACCAAAUGAAAAUUCGGGACAGGUGCAGACAUCUGUUGCCUAGGAUAGCUUCCUUCAGUUCCCACCCCACCACCCCCCGCCUUGAAUUUGUCUCAGCUGUGUGUUCAAGUCUUCGUCAUUGAAACCAGUUUCCCCUAUUUCAGAUUUAGUUGUGUAUGAUUUAAUUUCUUUUAUUAGGAAUCUUUAGGCAGGGAGGGAAGAAAGGACACGUAUAUCAUAUUUGUUCAUCCCAGCAUCAAUAUCCAUUUUUGGCACAUGAAGAGUUUUUGAUCACCCCUGUCUGCAUAGAG
Trichechus manatus latirostris (Florida manatee) is the source of this 4408-nucleotide messenger RNA. RefSeq names its product elongin A (gene ELOA). The record is from RefSeq and is a predicted model, not a curated record. The transcript is spliced from 11 exons. Bases 1 to 2415 code for a protein of 804 amino acids. Gene Ontology annotation, cellular component: nucleus; elongin complex. Gene Ontology annotation, biological process: transcription elongation by RNA polymerase II. Lineage: Eukaryota; Metazoa; Chordata; Mammalia; Sirenia; Trichechidae. Gene Ontology annotation, molecular function: protein binding.